CAAAAGACCAAAUACCCAAACUGUUAUAAUAAUAACUACAAUUUUCAAGAUAUGGCUUCAGUUAUGCCACUCAAUAUCUCCAUGGAGGGUCGGUGCAAUUUGAUGUGGGCGAUGGCAGUAGCAUGCGGUACACAGACACUUAUCUGGUUGGCUCUCACACUGCUGGCGCUAUAUGCAAUCGAUUAUGCUGCCACCUACCUGCACGAAGACGAUUGGCCUCAUGUGUGGAGGCUGAUCUCCAGCCAAGCAUCGCUUUGCCUGGGUCUCGCCGUGUUAUACUUGCCUGGAUGCGUACUGGCAGUGGAGUGUACUUCUGCAACAUGCUGUCCACAGUUUGGCAGGGUGCUGAGUAUCUGGCUACUCGCCACGACGGUGGCCAUGUUUUGCGCGCAGGUCACGUUUUGGAUCAUGAGCGGGAGCGAGGACAACUUACGCGCGCAGUUCCACCGCUCAAUGCUCCGUGGGCUAGCACUGUACACGACCGACCUUUCCUGGAAGGCCAACCUCGACUUGGCUCAAUAUAGCCUUGCUUGCUGCGGGGUGGACGGCCUUCAUGACUGGAAUGGCAGUGAUUGGCUGCAUGAGGGAACCUUCAAUGUCAACAAGAGCAUUGAAAUGGAGAGCUACCAAAUACCGGGAAUAGUCCCAUGGAGUUGUUGCAAACAAGAAUAUGGCAGUGCUUGUUUACAUGACAUUUUACAACUGAGUGAUUGGGCUCAUCUUUGGAAAGAUAAACCUGAACAGGUUGAGGAGUCUCUGCAUAGUGCGGGCUGUGUGGAUAUUAUAAUACAUCCCAUUGCAGUUGCUUUGUUUCUGCCAUGGUGGUGGUGCUUGGCACCUCUAAGUCUCUGCCUGCAUAUCAGCAUGACUGUAAUGGCACAGUACCUCUACACUUCUACUGCAAACAGCGUGCUGCUGGGGGACCCUAUCUCCACUGCACCCGGCUGGCUCUUGCACCAUAGAAAGGGGGCUGUCUCUAAGCAGUAACUCCCUGCUUUAACUGCAUUUCUCUGAUGAGGAAUUCACCCAGUGUACUGAAUUCCUGAUGUUUGGUUCGCCAAUUUUUAUUUAUUUGUGACCAUGUUACACUUUAUCCUACGUGUGAAUCAAAAUUAUAAUUUUUUUUAAAAUAUAUUCAAAAUCAGUAUCUGUGAAAAGUUUAAUGUUUCUUAUGUGUAAUAUAUUUUGACUACCCAGAUGAAA
This is a messenger RNA of Bacillus rossius redtenbacheri, 1203 nucleotides long. RefSeq names its product tetraspanin-3. Gene Ontology annotation, cellular component: membrane. The record is from RefSeq and is a predicted model, not a curated record. Lineage: Eukaryota; Metazoa; Arthropoda; Insecta; Phasmatodea; Bacillidae. The coding region runs from base 52 to 987 and encodes 311 amino acids. The transcript has 3 exons.